CAUUGGGGUUUUUUAGCCACUUUGGAAAUUUGGAAGACCAGCCUUCAGACAGGAAAAUGACUUAUAAAAGGGCAUGCACUUGGGUGUCUUGUCACUUGAAGACAUUGUUGAGCUGCAACAAUGCUACGCAAGGGUAUUACGGAGAGCUUUGGAGCUGCUAUCCAUGCCCUCAGAACCACUCAGCUGACAGAUGGUGUGAUUAACAGGAGCAAAAGGAUGAUGCUGGACACUCUGGGUGUUGGGCUGUUAGGAACCAAGACAGCUGUCUUCAACAAGGCUCUCAAGUACAGCCAGUUGUUCACGUCUGACGAGAGGAGCAGUGUUUGGGGUAACUCAGAGAUAACUCUUCCUCCUCACUAUGCUGCAUUUGUCAAUGGCAUUGCGGUUCACUCCAUGGACUUUGAUGACACGUGGCACCCUGCUACUCAUCCUUCAGGAGCUGUGCUACCGGCCCUGUUGGCCCUGGCAGAGACACUGCCCAGCCAGCCCUGUGGUCUAGACCUGCUUCUGGCCUUCAACGUUGGCAUCGAGGUGCAGGGCAGACUCAUGAGGUUCUCCAGAGAGGCCUACAACAUCCCUGAAAGAUUCCACCCUCCAAGUGUUGUUGGGGUGAUAGGAUGUGCUGCAGCCUCGGCUAAGCUCCUGGGUCUGUCCCCUGCACAGUGUAGUCAUGCUCUGGCUGUCGCAGCCUCCUCUGCUGGGGCUCCCUUGGCCAAUGCUGCCACACAGACCAAACCUCUCCAUAUAGGAAAUGCUGCUCGAAGAGGCCUGGAGGCCGCCCAUCUGGCCCAGAUGGGUCUGGAGGGGAAUCCAGCCAUCCUGGAUUUGGACUGUGGGUUUGGGGUUUACUACAAGGACUACGUCUCAGCAAUGGCAGUUUCUGCUACAAGUGACUUUAAAUGGAUUCUAGAAGAUCAGGAUGUGGCCUUCAAGCGCAUCCCUGCUCAUCUGGGGAUGCACUGGGCUGUGGAUGCAGCGCUGGCAGCCCGCGCAAAGCUUGAAAAUACAGUCGGGAACUUUGACCUCAGCCAGAUCAGGCAGGUCAAACUUCGAGUGCCUCCAUCCAAGUACAUUGACUGCCCCUUACCUGCUACAGAGCACCAAGCCAGGCACUCAUUUCAGUUCAAUGCCGGCUCCGCCUUGCUGGAUAACAAAGUGACGGUGUCUUCCUUCAGUGAAGAGCAGAUUAACCGGCCUGCUCUUAAGGAGCUCUUGUCCAAAGUCAAGGUGGAUACACCUAAGGAUAACCAACCCAGCUUUGACAAGAUGUACUGCGAGGUUGAGAUAGAAACACAUCAGGGUCAGAUCUAUGUGGCCAGAUGUGAUACCUUUUAUGGCCACUGGAGGAAGCCACUGAGUCAGAAGGACCUGGUGGGGAAGUUCAGCCUUAAUGCUUCUUCAGUGUUGUGCACGGAGGGAGUAGAGGGCGUGAUUGAUGUGAGGAACAUUGAGAAUGUGAGAGAAUGCUCAAUCUUGGGUUCAUAUCUGAGAAUGACAAGUAGUCAACACAAGCAGUUAUACAGCACAAGGAGUUUCUGAUUAUACGGUAUUUGAUGAAGCCAGUGUAGUGUGUUAUCUGUGUGAAGACAUUAAAUAUUUUAAACGUUUCCACAUAGCAUGCACAAGAAUAAAUAUCACAGUGUAAAUAUCUCAUCUUUUCUUCCACUAAGUGUGAAAUAAAGUGAACUGACAAAGUGAA
Molecule: messenger RNA, 1699 nt
Organism: Micropterus salmoides (largemouth bass)
Lineage: Eukaryota; Metazoa; Chordata; Actinopteri; Centrarchiformes; Centrarchidae
Gene: acod1
Product: aconitate decarboxylase 1
Molecular function (GO): lyase activity
Source: RefSeq, a predicted model, not a curated record